AUGAACCAUUCAAAAGAUCUAUAUAAAGUACUUGGAGUAGAUAAGAAAGCUUCUAAUACUGAAAUCAAAGCCGCCUACAAAAAGUUAGCCAUGAAGUACCAUCCAGAUAGACAUAUCAAAAAGUCCGAAGCAGAACAAAAGAAGAUGCAAGAGUGUUUUAAAGAGGUUAAUAAUGCUUAUGAAGUCUUAUCUGAUAAGGACCGCCGAUCUCUCUAUGAUUUGACUGGAUCUACUGAUGCAUCUGCUGGUGCUAACUUUGGAGGGUUUGGUGCUGGUCAAUCAGGAAGUAGUUUCUUUAAACAAGCUGGAUUUGGUGGUGAUGGCUUCCACUUUGCCUUUGAUGGGGCUGGUAAUGGCCAGAACUUCAUGCAUGGUGGAAUCUUUGAAUCUUUUGGACGAAUGUUUGAUGGGGGAGAUAUGGGUGGUUUUGGUGGUGGGACAAGAUCUAAGCAAUCGACGGCUCCUAAUGCUAUCUCGGAGUAUAAGUUAGUUGUUAGUUUAGAGGAGAUCUGUAAAGGAGCAACUAGGACUUUAAGGAUUAAUAAGAGACUGCGUAAUGGUGCGACUACUACUAAUGAGGUAGUGGUUAAUAUCUUACCUGGAUAUAAGCCGGGUACUAAGAUUACGUUUAAUAAUGCUGGUGAUGAAUUUGCUGAUGGCCGUGGCACGGACUUAGUUGUUAUUUUAGUGGAGAAACCUCAUGCUUUAUUUAAGAUAUCUGGAUCAGAUCUAGUUUAUGAAUUUGAGAUACCGUUGAAAGAAGCCUUAUCUAAUCCUAAAAAGCACGUAGUAGGUUUACUUGGGAACAUGAUUGAGAUAGAUAGUGUGGUGCUGGGGAUGAGAAUGGAGGGGGGAAUAAUUGAUGGGGAAGGACUACCCGAUCGAACUCGUGGAGGACGUCGUGGUAAUUUGAUUGUUAAGCCAAGAUUGGUGCUUGAUUUGACUUAUCAAGAAAGAGAGGCUAUUAAAAAGGUUCUUAUGUAG
Molecule: messenger RNA, 984 nt
Organism: Nematocida homosporus
Lineage: Eukaryota; Fungi; Microsporidia
Product: DnaJ-like protein subfamily B member 4
Exons: 1
Coding region: 1-984 (327 amino acids)
Cellular component (GO): cytosol
Molecular function (GO): protein-folding chaperone binding
Source: RefSeq, a predicted model, not a curated record